This is a messenger RNA of Aspergillus melleus, 3223 nucleotides long. Its product is annotated as putative DNA repair protein Rad4. The transcript has 4 exons. The record is from RefSeq and is a predicted model, not a curated record. Gene Ontology annotation, cellular component: nucleus; XPC complex; cytoplasm. Gene Ontology annotation, biological process: mismatch repair; nucleotide-excision repair. Bases 231 to 3137 code for a protein of 968 amino acids. Gene Ontology annotation, molecular function: single-stranded DNA binding; damaged DNA binding. Lineage: Eukaryota; Fungi; Ascomycota; Eurotiomycetes; Eurotiales; Aspergillaceae.
GAUCCCCCGGUUCGCGCUAUAUCUUCAUGCCCGGUGCGGACUACUAAACCUACCUGAAGGUCACAAGUUGUUGUGUGACUUUAGAAAAUAUGUUGCAUCCUACUAAAUGAACGCUCAUUUUAUACUAUACUAGCUGGUGUGCGGCAGCCCUGAUCUCACCCGCAUGAACCUCGCGUCAUUUGGAGACACCUGGCAGGCAUUCAUGUUGCUGAAAUCAAUUUCCCGGCAACAUGCGCCGAUCGAAUCGUUCUCGCUCUAGAAGGAGCGGUCCCUCCCGCGGGCGCCAGUCACGGCAACAUGACGGGUCAAACGAUGAUGAGAUCCCUCAAGUAUACCGGGAGAUGCUGGCAGAGGCUGAAGCUCGGGAUCCUCAGGCGCAAAUAGAAGAACGACCAAUUAAGAGGCGCAAGGUGCAAGAGCAACCAACUAUAGCAAGUGCCUCACAGGUUACAAACCAAACAGCACAGUCUCAAAAUAGUGCCGACCAACAAUAUGGCCGACAGGUGCAGACGGUGUAUGAUUCUACCACAUCUGAUGAAUCAGAUAUGGAGUGGGAAGAAGUUGAUCUUCAACAAGCUCCUACUGUUCCAGCCGGUACAACUCCCGCUGCUGAAGACAGCGGGCCCAUGGAGAUAACACUGGGCAAGCUCGAGGACCAAAAGCGAAGAGUAGCACCAAGGCGAAAGCCUAUCACUGCGGCCGAGAGAAACUUGAGACUGGACAUCCAUAAAGUCCAUUUGCUCUGUCUUAUGCGCCAUAUUCAAAUACGUAACUUGUGGUGCAACGAUGAAGAGGUCCAGAAAGCUCUUAAACGAAUGUUGUCGAGAAAUAUUAUCUCUUUAUUGAACCCCCCAGAAGAUAAGCCGCAGAGCACAAGGUCCACAACAUUCAUAGAUGGGUUGAAUCAAGCUAGUGAUGCUUUUCUUAAGAGAUUCAGAGUGACCUAUCCGGGAUUAAGGCGUGCUCACUGGGCCGAAGACCCAGACUCCUUGAAGAAGCGAGUGGAGCAAAUAAUGGUGGACCCGGAAGUUAUAUUGUCAAAGGAGGACUUUCAGAAGCAAGCCAAGACAUUGCAGGGGUCCCGCGAUUUCGGUGCCCAACUCUUUUGUGCCUUGCUACGUUCCGCCGCUGUUGAGGCAAGAUUAGUCUGCUCGUUGCAACCGUUGCCAUUCUCCGGUACAACGAAAAAUAUGACCCCAGCAAAGCCUAAACCGCAAUAUAUUGUCAUCUCAUCAGACAAUCCCGAUACAUCCACCGACGAACAAACAAGAUCUCAGGGCUCUCCAAUUCCACAAUCUAGAACACGAAGACUUGGUCGCCCACAGUUCAAACCAUCUCGCCCCUCAAAGCCGACUGCUACUAGUCCCCGACCAACCACCCAUCGAGAAUCAUCAUAUCCUGUUUUCUGGGUCGAAGCAUUUAACGAAGCGGUUCAAAAAUGGAUUCCCGUCGAUCCCCUGGUGACAAAGUCCCUUGCAAAGUCCUUCAAGUUUGAGCCUCCAUCAAGCGAUCCGUAUAACUGUAUGAGCUACGUGGUUGCCUUCGAGGAAGACGCUUCAGCGCGAGAUGUCACUCGCCGUUAUGCGAAAGCAUUCAAUGCCAAAACGCGCAAACUCCGAGUCGAAUCCACGAAGAACGGCGAGAGAUGGUGGCAGAGAGUGUUGGACUUCUACGAGAAACCGUUCCUUGAAGACCGCGAUGAAAUCGAAAUCAGCGAACUGACGGCCAAAACAGCCGCUGAGCCUAUGCCCCGGAAUGUGUUGGAUUUCAAAGAUCACCCAAUCUAUGCUCUGGAGCGACAUUUACGUCGCAACGAAGUUGUAUUUCCCAAACGUGCUAUUGGCCAAGUUAGUUUGGGCAAAUCAGGCUCGAAGCAAGAAAAGCUGGAGCCUGUCUAUCGACGUUCUGAUGUUCAUUCUCUCCGCAGUGCGGAUAAAUGGUACCGUUUAGGACGAGAUAUUAAAGUAGGGCAGCAACCUAUGAAACGCGUCCCGGCCAGCAGAGCUGCCUUUAUUGAUGAUGAAGACUCUGAAACAGCCAUGGAAACCCCCCUAUAUUCCCUGUCUCAAACGGAGCUAUACAAGCCACCACCAGUCGUCCAGGGCAAAAUACCAAAGAAUGUUUAUGGGAACCUAGAUGUAUACGUGCCGACAAUGGUGCCGCCAGGGGGAGCUCAUGUCGUUCAUUCCGACGCCGCGCGGGCUGCCAAAAUUCUCGGCAUUGACUACGCAGAUGCCGUUACAGGUUUUGAUUUCAAAGGUCGCCACGGCACUGCCGUAUUCCAAGGGGUCGUUAUCGCCAUCGAAUAUCAUGAAGCACUCGAGGAAGUUAUUCGAGCACUGGAGAAUGAGAAGGAGCAGGCUCUAUUGGAGGAGAAGUCUGCCGAAUCUCUCCGACUUUGGAAACACUUCCUGCUCAAGUUGCGCAUUUCGGAAAGAGUCAAGGGAUAUGCCAUCGAAGGAGAAGAAGCCGAUAAUGAAGGAAGCGAUAGUAUGAAUGGUGGUGAUCACUUUGGGGACGCGGAAGAUUACGGAGGCGGUUUCAUACCGGAGCCAGAUCAAGCAGAUGCGUCUCCUCAUGCUGGGACAAACAUUGGGAAAUAUGCUACACAAGUCCAAACAGCAGAGCAUGUUUCGGGGUACCCAUCAGAUGCCGACGACACAGCUGGUGGAGGAUUUAUGCCCGAAGAAGAUGACAGCACUACAGUCCCUCUGCCCCAACCAGAUAUAAAGCCCAAUUAUACAGAUCGGAAUACAGCAGACCGCUCGCGCUACACUCUUGUUGUUAUGCCGAAUGAUGACAUCGAGAAAGGAAGCGAUCUGAGCGUUGCUGAAAAUAAAUUUGGUUCGGCAACCAACGUAUCCCAAUCCAAACUCAACACAGAGGCAGGCCCUUCGGAGAAUGUUCAAGCCAACCAAGGCUCUUUGGAGGCACCGAUCACGGUCGAAUCAUCUACCGGAGCAGAUUCCAAAUCUGCCAGUGUGGAAAUCCUAUCACGAGCGCCCUCACAGCCGGAGUCACGAAUCCCAUCUCUGGAACCUCCGGAAAGUGAAGCAGGGAGUAACGAUGAAGGGUCGUUGCUAUCUGAGGAUCCUGAAGAUGAAGAUGCUAUCCCCGAGUGGCUAAUGUCAGAUUAGCCUUUGGGCCUGUGUGAUAGAGUUUUUGUGUAUAUUUAAUUUUUUCCAGGGGAUAAGUUGGUCAAACAAACAAAAUAGAAGCAUCA